AUGAAUUUAUUGAAUGUUUGUCUUAAGAAACAUAACUGUAUUAAAGUGAACUUUGAACUUUUCGCUUACUUUGUUCUGCCAUCAACUGGUGAACAUGAACUGAAAUCAUUUAAUAGUAAAUAUGAAUUAGUUUAUCAUAGUACUGAUAUAAAUGAUCUAUAUUUAAAUUUAAUAAAUACUUUUAAUAGAAAACUAUCUGAAUUUCAACACCGUGAAUCUGGCUGGUCUUGCCUCCUUAUAAAUCAUCUGGAGAUUAAUGUAAAUAAAUAUAAUCCUUUAAGAGGUGGAUCAUAUAUAGAAUUGCCAAAUGUACUUAAACGAUCUAAAAGCUGUAUUAACAUACAAAACAAUGAUAAUCAUUGCUUCCUAUGGAGUAUUGUGGCAGCAUUAUUUCCACAAAAGAGAAAUGUUUGUAGAACAAAAUCAUAUCCACACUAUUCUACAGUACUAAAUGUAAGUGAUAUGAUGUUUCCACCAUCAAACCCAGAUAUUAGACAUUUCGAAAAAAUAAAUUCCGACAUAAGUGUGAAUAUUUAUGGCUUAGAUAGCAAACACAUUGUAACUGGCCCUUUAUAUGUCACUAAAUCAAGAAAGCGUAAUCAUGUAAAUUUAUUAUAUAUUGAAAAAAAUGGAAAAGGUCACUAUUGUUUAAUCAAAGACCUUUUACGACUAGUGAAACGGCAAAUUACUCAUCACAAAGGUAAAAUGUUUUUUUGUGAUUUAUGUUUACAAUGUUUUGCAAGCUCGAAGAAGUACAACUCACAUAUAUGUAAUAAACUACGGACAGUACUGCCGGGUAAAAAUACUAUUCUACAGUUUAAAAAUUAUGAAAAGCAACAAAAAAUAAACUUUGUUAUUUAUGCAGACUUUGAAAGCCUUCUAUUAAAUCGUAAUGAUCUUAUAACGGAGAAUACUCGAAUAUAUAAAGCUCAUCAACCCUCUUGUUUCGGUUAUUAUAUUUGUUGCUCACACGACCGCAGUUUGAAUAAAUAUGUGACGUAUAGAGGUCCAGAUUGUGUAGAAAAAUUUGUUACAUAUUUGCUAAGCGACAUGGAAAUGAUUUAUAAUAUAUUAUCAAAAGAGCUGCCUAUGUCACCUUUAACAAAAGAUCAAGAAAAAAACUUUAAUAACGCCACCGUGUGUUACAUAUGUAAACAACUAUUAUUUGAUGAUAAGGUGAGAGAUCAUGAUCAUGUGACAUCGCAAUACCGAGGUGCUGCACAUUCUCAUUGUAACAUAAUGCACAGAGUUUGUUCAUUUGUGCCAGUGGUUUUUCAUAACUUGGCUGGUUAUGACUGUCAUCUUUUCAUCAAAGAACUGGCAAAAUAUGAAGGUUAUUUUAAAAUAAUACCGAAAACUAAAGAAAAAUAUAUAUCUCUUACUAAAAUAAUUCAAACCAAACAGAUAAAAUUUAUCGAUUCUCUCCAGUUCCUUAACUCAAGCUUGGAUGUCUUAUCUAGAAAUUUAAAUGAUGAUGAGUUCAUACAUUUAUCGGAUGAAUUUCACGACGCGGACUUGUUGAAAUUAUUGCAACGUAAGGGUAUUUACCCUUACGAUUAUAUGGAUUCUUUUUCAAAAUAUGAUGAAAAUUGUUUACCCCCGAAAGAAUGUUUUUAUAAUAGUUUAAAAUAUGAACACAUAACCGAUGACGAUUACAAGCACGCGAAACAAAUAUGGCAAAGUUUUAAAUUAAAAUCUCUUGGAGAGUAUACAGACUUAUAUUUAAAAACUGAUGUUUUGUUACUUUGCGAUAUAUUUGAAAAUUUUAGAGACACUUGCUUACGAUAUUAUAAUCUUGAUCCAGCUUAUUAUACCACUGCACCGAGCUUGAGUUGGGAUGCCAUGAUGUUGUAUACAAAGGUCCAAUUAGAGCUAAUUAGUGAUUUAGAAAUUUAUGAAUUACUGGAAAAGGGGAUACGGGGAGGGUUAGCUCAGUGUUCUCUUCGUAAUGCAAAGGCUAAUAAUAAAUACUUACCGAAUUUUGAUGGCUCUCAGGAAUCAACUUUUUUGAUAUAUCUCGACUGUAAUAAUUUAUAUGGAUAUGCGAUGACAAAAAAAUUGCCAAUAUCUGACUUCCGGUUUUUGUCACCUGCUGAAAUAUAUGCAAUUAAUAUAACCAAUGAACCGGAUGACUCAGAUUAUGGAUAUAUUUUAGAAGUCGAUUUGUCUUACCCAGAUCAUUUACAUAAACAUCACCAGGAUUUACCUUUUGCUCCAGAAAAGUUUAUUCCUCCAGAUGGUAAAACUCCAAAAUUAAUUGCAAGCCUGUACGAUAAAUUCAAAUAUGUCAUACAUUACGUUCAUUUAAAAGAAUGUUUAAAGAAUGGUCUUGUUUUGAAAAAAAUUCACCGUGUACUCACAUUUAGACAAGAAAACUUUUUACAGGAAUACAUUGACUUGAAUACUCAUUUACGUCAAAGAUCAACGUCAUCGUUUGAAAAAAACUUAUUUAAACUGAUGAAUAAUGCGAUUUUUGGUAAAACUAUUGAAAAUAGACGAAAACAGGUAAAUAUUAAAUUAGCUACUACUUGGAAUGACAAGAACAAUAAGACAAACAAACAUCUUAGUGCUGUAAACUUAAUUUCAAAACCUAACUUCAAAAACAUAACAAUAUUUUCUAAAAACUUUGUAGGUAUUCAUUUAAGCCCCGAAAAAUUAAAUCUCGACAGACCCAUAUAUUGGUUUUACGGUUUUAGAGUACGCAAAACAGCAUUUGUAUAA
This is a messenger RNA of Spodoptera littoralis (African cotton leafworm), 2721 nucleotides long. The record is from the annotation of a GenBank genome assembly. NCBI's taxonomy places the organism in Eukaryota, Metazoa, Arthropoda, Insecta, Lepidoptera, Noctuidae.